ACUCAAGGCAGGGAAACGUGCUGCUGCUCCUCGCCCUGUGGGCGCUUGGCCCCUCUUGCCAAAUGGCUACUCGCAACGCCCGCCAGGCUUCCCGCUGCUGCUCCCCGCCUCUAACGGCCUUCCUUUUCUGCCUCCGCGUUGGCGUGCGGGUUUCUCCGCGUGUCUACUGGGCUAGGAUCAUUGCAGCAUCCGACGUCAUCCGCCCCUGAUUGGCAGGGCUCCGAGGCCCGGCCCUGCCCUCCUUCGCUCUGAUUGGCAGAAGGACGCGGUCCGGCCCCGCUUUCCUGGAAAGUUCUUGGAAAUCUAUCAAAGGUAUUUCCUUGAACGCAGAGAGCGGCGGCAGCCAAUGCUGGAUAAGCCUGAAAACAACCAGCAACUUUUUCAGCUGGAUCCCUUGAAAAACCCUCUCCCUUUCCAGCUGGGGGAUAUUUUGGUGAUCUGUUGGGGGAAUUAUUUUAACUCCAGGAGAGCAAGCCUGACAGCAAGGUCUCUGCUACGGACGCAUCUAUUUAUAUAUUUCUCUCUUUUUUCUUGUUAAUGUCGGCACAGUGAUGUGAAUACAAUACAAUUCCAGGAAUCCACCACUUCCUGGAAUAGAUUAAAAGGGAGCAAACAAAAGAUUACUUAGUAGUGGCUUCCCCCCUCCCAGAGCUUCAAGAUUACUUCAAGAGGCAGCGUCGAGGCGAGCUGCAACUCUCUCUGCUCACUUCUUCCACGCGUUUAAGACGAGAGAGAGAUUUAUUUAUUGAGACGUAUUUAUUGAUUUUUCUUUCCAGUUGUUGGUGAUUUUAUACGCCACCGGGAAGGAGAUUUCUUUCCUUCUCUCAUAUUCUUUUAUUUUCCCAGUGUAAUUUUUUUUAAAAAAUUCACCUCUGCAAGAGUUCAGUGGAAAACUGCUAAGGUUACGUACCUUUUCUUACUCGUAACUUGCUGAGCAAAGACUUUCUGGAUACCUCAAACUGUCUGCUUUUCAGCGAGUGAUCUCCAAGGUGCUUUUGAGAAGGCUUCUGGGUCUUCAUCCAGCCUUCUUUUUCCGAGUCACUUGCUAGCCGAUUGUGGUACCUCCUGUUUGGGAACAAAGACCGAGCAUAAAGAAGACAACCAAAAGAGGGAGAGCUUUUCCCCCAGUUCCCCGAAGACUUGAUGCUCUUUCCUUGGUCCUGGAGUGACAUGAUCCUCUGUGUUCAAGGGUAAGAUCCCUCAAAGACUUUACAAUUUUCUUAUCCCACUUUAAAAAGUACUGAAAAGGUAUUGUGGAACAAGUCCUCAAACUCCCUUUUCUUUAAAUAAGGGAUUUCAAUUCAAAUCAGUGUGUGUGUUUAAGUUACUUUAUUUCAGUUGAAGGUCACCCUUUGUGCAGGUUCCCAUUUUAAAAAAGGUAAACAUGCAGCACAUCAAGUUAACAAAAUUCAAUACGCUUUUAAAAGAAGUGGAAGGAAGAGAGUUGCUGUUUCUAUUGUGCGUGUUUGAUUAAAGAUGAACAGUGCAAUCUUGUACAUGUCCACUCAGAAAAAAAGUCCCACUGAGUUCAGUAGGCCUGACUUCUAGAUAAGUGGGCAUGCAAUUGCAGCAAACAGGCUUUAUAAUCCUUCUUAAACUGAGGAGCGUGUGUGGGAUCAACUGGAAGAGAAUUCCAAACAUACAGAAAACACUCUUGAGUUGGUACAGAACAGUUUGUUGUGAGUAGUAAAGGGCUACUGUUUUAACCAUCUUCAGAUAAUUAAAAAAAACCCCAACAACACUGCAAAAAUAUACAUAGAUUGCUGUAACUGAUAAUAGCUUAUCUACCCAAGACUCUGUGUGUGUGUGUGUGUGUGUGUGUGUGUGUGUGUGAGAGAGAGAGAGAGAGAGAGAGACAGAUGUAUACAUGGCAUGCUGGUCACACAACUAUCUACAUGAUAUUGCAUUUGUGAAACUUAAGGACAGCAUAAUUUUUCAGUUUGACUAGAUGUAUCCCACUGUUCUUAUCAUCACACCAAUGAGUCCCAACUAGAACUCAUACUCGUGCUGCCAGACUAACAUUUACAGUUGCUUCAGACAUCAAGGGUUGGUACCUGUACACUAAGACUGCAUGUUGUCUGACAUUCCACACUCAAGCCAUGUAAAAUACUUACCUAGUUAUAGUCAUUAAGAGCUAUGCCAUUUAAAACUAUUCCAAAAGAGAAUCUAGAAGUUUUUGCCCCUUUCCACUCUGGCAAAGGUGGGGGUUUCCACCUCCUCUAUUGCUUCUGUGUAUUGCUGGCUAGACACCACAACGAUUUUCCGAUUUCUUUGUUUUCAUUGCUAAUACUUUCUGUUUGUGUGAUGCGUCUCAAAACACAUCUGCUCUAAUUUAGUCUUUGUCCUCAGUCACACCAUACAUUUAAAGCACUAUGAGACCACUUCAGUCAUGGCUUCCCCCAAAUAAUUCUGGGAGUUGUAGUUUGUUAAGGGUGCUGAGAACUGUUAGGACACUCCCCCCCCCCAGCAACAAUUCCCUGAGUGAUUUUACAAUCAAUCCCUCUUCACAGGGAACUCUGGGAUGGGAGGGGAAUAGGGGGUCUCCUAACAACUCCCAGAAUUCUUUGGAGGAAGCCAUGACUGUUUAAAGCGGUAUCAUAUUGUUUUAAGUGUAAAGCAUUUAAAAUGUAACACAUUUUAAAAUUGCUGUAAUGGUGUGAAUGUGGCCAAAGACUAAUUUUAUGUCUUAAAUAAAGUGCCAGUAGCAUAUCUCGUUCCUCUUCCUCUGUUGGUUUACAGUUCAUUUGCUUCCUGUGCUGGCUUUUAACCUGGGGCUCUCUAGAAUUUUGUGCAGGUUAGAAGCCACUUGUCUCCUGCUCACUUAAGCAGAAUUCCCAAGGGAGAAUACAAAAGCACCCAAUAAAGCACAGGGCUGGAGAAUUUCCUGAAUCUUCCUAUCUUGCCAUUUAACUUUGGUUUGCUGGGGAAGUAAGCAACUCCAGAACUUUCAGCUUUAGUUUCAGUGCUGCUAAUUUAUUUUUUAUUCCCCAGUACUAAUAAUUAUUUGGAAAAGGUUUGCAACCUUUCUUUAAAAGUGUGGAAUGCCUUUCACAUUUUCCUAAGUAGCUCAGCUUGAGAAGUGUACCGGUAGUUGUGUUAAUUUCUGAUUAAAUCAUUGUUGCUAUUUUGAUAGGUUCACCAUUCAUUCAUUUAGAACUAGCUAAUGGACCACAUGUCUCAUAUCUCUUUAAUCUUAGAAAGACUGACAUUCCCCCAAGGGGCCCAGGUGAUAGACAUGUGGUUCGUCCUCAGAACAAACCUGCAAAGUAGAUAGAUCCAUUGUGCUUCAUGGAUAUAAGUCAAGAUGAGAACCAGUCCAGAACAAUCAACUACAGCACACUGGUUCUCAGUCUGUGUCCUUCCUCUGAGCAAUCACACUUUGAUGAUGUAGAAGCUUUUCUGAUACUCCCUAACCUCUUUUUGCAGGGAGGGUACAGUUUCAUUUUUAUUAUUGUCCUGUCUGCCCUGUGUUUAUGCCCAGUCUGCUUCAGUGUAUGUUCCUCUCAGAUCAUAUUUAGAAAGCUAUUACCUCAUUUGGCAUGAACAUUUUUAUCUUCUUAUCUUCUUGCACACCUACUCAAAGAUAUUCCCCGGCUUACUACUCGCACCAGCCUUUCUCGUAUUCCCAGUUGCACUGGCAGAGCAAGGCAGGUGCGGUGCGCACCAGGUGUCAGCCGUGAGGGCGGGUGACAUCGCCGUGCCACACCCACCCCCCCAUGCUCGUCGUGCGGGCGGCGGGCCACUAGGGACGAUGCUGCCGUGGGCAGCUCUCACACGUCUUCAUCAUUCCUUCUUUGCUGCAAAUGCCUUUCUGUCUCACCCUGGUUGCCCUUCACUUGGUUGAAGCACAAAAUUUCACUCUUGUCUCCCUUUCAUACCCUAGUUAAGCAGCCAGGAUGCAUGGACUGCAAGGACUGUUUCUCUGAGGAGACCGAAUGCAGGGAAAGACCUAGCAAAAAAUGGUAUUAACAUCACAGAGCACAGCAUCACUCCCCCUGCUGCAAAAACAAAACAAAACAAGGGGCAGACUAGAAUACUUUUAAAAUGUUAUUUUAAAGAAAGGACGUGUGCUGCAAACUCCACGAAUAAGAUUUAAAGGACUGGGAUAAGGUUAUUUAUUUCUACAAACAAUAGAGGUUUGGGUUAAGUUACAGAGGAGACUGUUUCCACCAUGUCAGGCCCUUUGCCCUCUCUGCCUAGUAUUUGUAAUCCCAGCAAGCAGACCUAUGGUUCAAAGAAGCCCAUGCCAAGUAUCCAGUUCAGAAAAUAAGAUGGGUUACAGGGCCUCAUGCCCUCUUCUCCUUUUGGCCAAGAAACUCUGAGGCCUUUAGAGCCUGCCAGCUGGAGUGGCUGUUUUGUUAGCUACUAUUUGGGGUUGGUGCGUAAGGCUAGCUCAUUGUCCGUUUGCUCAUAUGAGUGGUAAACAUCCAUCUCUAGGAGGGUGAGAGGAAAGGACGACGACAUUACAUUUUGUGCAAGAAAGAUGAAACCACACAACAAAAGCAGAAGCUGAUAUUAUUAGGAUUUCCCUCCACCCUUACUAUCAGAAGCAUAUUAGGAACAGAUUUGGCCAUUCUGUUCCUAUAAUAUAUGGGACAGGGUUUCCUAAGAAUCUCUGGAUUUUGUUUUGUUUUGUUUUGUUAAUCUUUUAAAUUAUUUAUUAUUUACGUAUGAGCCAUUAAAAUACAUGUAGCUCUGCUGAGUUUCAUAAGCAAAUAAAUGCAGAAACAAAACCCAGACUGAGAGCUUACAGUCUAAAGUAGGCAAGGAAGAAGACAGGGGAAUGGGUGACAGAGACAAGGGCUGCAAGGGAUUUAUGGGCACAGAUGCUUAAACUUGAUUCCAGUUGGGAAUGAGAAUUAAACGUUAUGCCGAAGAUUUAAAUAUUUAGAUUUCUACGCAUGUAGCAGAAUUCCCAGGACUGCUCAACAUUUCCCUCAUGAACCAGAUAUUUCCGAAAACAGACGGGCACUUUCGUUUGCGAGCAUGAACCCUCCCACCUCAUUAUCUCUAAUUCUGUGGGACUCCACAUCUCCCCUCCCACAGAAAAGUAUUAAGAACAAAGCAGAUUCAGGUAAUUGUGACAUUCAAUGACAUUUCUCUCUUCCCCGUAUGGGUGGAAGCAAAAAUGAGUGCAUCACAACAGAGAAAAGAUCAGUCCAAAGUGUACAGUAUUCCCUAUUACAGGUACUGUAAUCUUUAUGGACUGCCCAUUAUAGUAACAUUCAGGUCCAGUGAUGGACCUGAACCAACUGAAUUUGGAACGGAGAACUCCUGUAACGAAGCCUUGCUGGUACAGCUACUUCCUGCCUUUUCACUUUGUUAGUCAUUUACUACCAUGCAAAUUACUGAUACGUUCAGAUUUGCCGGUUGCUAUCACACCCACUUUGGAGAGUAAAGUGGUUACACAAGGUACAAAGAAACUAAGAGCCCGGGCCAACAUGUGUAGGUGCUUUUGAAAGGCGGCAUUAGAAAAGCUAUGGAGUGGAACAGAAUUGAGAAACUGAGUUGGCAAAUGGUUCUUGGUCAUGGUUUGCCUGAGAAGGACUGUGUCUCAUGAUUAUGGAGGAAAGGUGUGGCCCACUGCAAAACUUUAGCACUGUGAAUUUCUAGCAAUGUCUAAAUUUAGCACACAAAUCAUAUUUGUUACUGUACUGCCUGCCGCCUUGCAAUGGGUGUGUUCCAGAUAAGGUUUUUGUGUUUUCGUGCAUUUCCCCUUUUGGGGAGGUGCAAAAGCUUGCAGCUCAGAAAACAAUUACUUAGAAGAAGAAGAAGAUGAUCACGGCAUUCACAUCCCUUGCGGGUGAUACAUGCACUUUUCUCUGUGCUUUUUUUGUUGACUCAUCUUUAGACUUCCAUAUUCAACUGGGUUAAUUGAAGGAAACCAAGCAGCAAGACCACCAGGCUAUGUGGAGGGAAAAAAUAACAACCAGCAGAAUACAGUGGUACCUUGGGUUACAUAUGCUUCAGGUUACAGACUCCGCUAACCCAGAAAUAGUACCUCGGGUUAAGAACUUUGCUUCAGGAUGGGAACAGAAAUCGCACGGCAGCGGGAGGCCCCAUUAGCUUAAAGUGGUACCUCAGGUUGAGAACAGUUUCAGGUUAAGAACAAACCUCCAGAACAAAUUAAGUUCUUAACCCAAGGUACCACUGUACCAAUGGGAAAGGAUGGAUAUGUAACCUUAUCCCUUGUUUUCAUCAAGGUGUGGUUGACACUGCAUGCAAUGUCUGCCAUGCGUUGGGGUGGGUUUUUUCAACCAAAGAAGUGGCAGGCUGUACAACCAAAGCAGAAAGGCCUUUUGCAAAUGGGACUCAAACACUUUGACUUUGACUUUGCAGCAGAGCUGGAUUUAGGGCAAUGCAGGCCAUUGCCCUGCACAAGUAUGCCAAGCAAAAUCAUUCUUCUUUAACCAGGCCUUUGGCCAAUGCCCUUUUAAAAUGUGUUUUGGAAGUGGGGGGGGUGUUCCUUUGUUUUUGUUUUUAUUACCCGUUUCCUGUUUUUUAUAUUGUAAGUUUAUGCCCUGAGAUCUAUGGGUAUAGGGCAGUAUACUACUACUACUACUACUACUACUAAUAAUAAUAAUACGCAGAGUAAAAGAAGGGAGGGCACCCAAUUUUGUCCUCACUCAGGGUGCCAUAUUACCAGAGUCCACCCCUGUUGCCAGUUCCACAGGUUUUCAGACAAGUUCACUUGGGGCUAAUGAACAAGCUUCCAGUUUGUAUUUCCUGAUGGGUGCAGGCUUGUGGGUAGCUGGGAAAGAGUGGUGGGCCAUGGAACUGGCAGAGGAGGAGGAGAGGGGCCAGACAAUAAGUGUAGCAAGAACAGAUCUGACUGUAGGCUGCCUGUAAGCUUAUAUGCUAUUCUUUGACUCUUCACCUCUUAGAGAUGUUGCGUAACACACGUGUACACACAAAAUCGCUUCAACACUUUCCCCUGCAUAUGUGUUGGUAAUUAUUAUUCAGGCACAGUAAUGUUUGAGAUGCAGUAGAAUAUUGAGCACUAUAUUUGAAUAGCAUAAGAGUGAAUUUUAAAACUUAUUCCAAAUUUCUCUUUUAGUGCAUUUGAUUUUUAAUGGGAUAUAUUUAGGGAAUCAAGUGAAGUUCUGUAUGCAUCUACUCAGAAGUAAGUGGAUUCAGUGAGACUUGUUCCCACCUAAUUGUUUAUGGGUUGCAAUCAAAGAGAAAGAAAAAGACUGGGUCUAUAGGACUGAAAAGCCACAGGCAUGGAGAGAGUGUUUGAGGCUGCAAUCCUAUAUACAGUAAUCUGGGAGCAGUUCCACCGAACACAAUAGGACUCUUUCUGAAUAGACAUGCAUAGGUUUGUGCUGUCAGUUAUCCUCUGUCUGGGGACAAGCCUGCACGACUCCAUUUAUGUUUACUCAAAAGCAGAUCCCACUCCCUUCAGUGGGUCUUAGUCCUUUGUGUGCUUAUUAUCACAGUUAAGUGGUGUGCAUUUCUUCCCUUUCUUCCUCUGUUUAUCUGCUUGUGCAGUGUAACAGGCUGUCACAUAGUGGGUUAGUACAGUAGGAAGCAAUGCGUUGAUUCAACCUGGUUGCCAGGCAAGGUAAAAAAAACACAAAAAACUAAUUCUAAAUGCCCUUCCUUUCAGAUCCCAUCCUUUGCUGGCAGAGGAGAAGAUCAGGAGCCUAUCGCUUGGGGGCUUUGCAGCAAAUCUGUCAGAGCAAGUCAUGCAGCCUCUGUCAGUCACACCUUUCCAAGAAGAGCCUGCUCCACCCUUCGUGGCGCCCACACCGGACAACAGCCCGCCUCAAGCACGAGACCCAGAAGAGGAUCUGCUAUGCAUUGCCAAAACAUUUUCAUAUCUGCGGGAAUCUGGUAAGAGCCCUUGGAGACUCGGUAGUGGAGCGUGCCAUGUGUGCGAAAGGUGUAAAUAACAAGGAAGUGGAAACAUUCAUGCGGUUGAUGGGCAACAAUGACUGUUGAAAGCUGCUUGCAGUGGAGAUAUGGAUGACACACCAUUGGGUGGCAAUGGCGACAGUUCAGAAGGGCAUUAUAGGACUUGAGAACUGGUUGGCUUUUCAUUAGAUCUCAGUGCAGCCAGGCAAAUGGCGCCAUGUUCUUCUGAAAAGCUGGCUUGGGGAGACUGGACCUGCAGCACUACACCAUGAAUCCCUGCUUAGCUCAUUGGGACUUACCAUGUGGUCUAGUGGGUAGAGGGUCCAGCUUGGGAAAAUGGGAUCUGGAUUCAAAUCCAUAUUCGGCCACAAGGCUGCCUUAGACUGUCAGCCUGGAUAAGUGGGGAAAUCCCAUAGAAGCCACCGUGAACGUACUGCAGUAUGCAGUAGUAAACAAAUACAUCUCCUUCCCCUGUAUUACUUUCUUUUAUGAUCGUAGAUCAGGGUUUUCUAAACUUGGGUCUCUAGCUGUUUUUGGACUACAAUUCCCAUCAUCCCUGACUACUGGUCCUGCUACCUAGGGAUGAUGGGAGCUGUUGUCCAAAAGCAGCUGAAAACCCAAGUUUGGGAAACUCUGUUGUAGACCCUGCACUGAGCAGGGGGUUGGAAUAGAGGACCUCCAGGUCCCUUCCAACCCUAUUAUUCUUUGACUAGUUUGUACUUUUUCUUCUAUGUGUUUCUUAUCUCUCUGCCUCUCUUCUAGGCUGGUACUGGGGCUCUAUCACAGCCAGCGAAGCCAAGCAGCAGCUCCAGAAGAUGCCCGAGGGGACUUUCCUGGUACGGGACAGCACUCACCCCAGCUACUUGUUCACCCUCUCAGUCAAGACCAACCGAGGCCCCACCAACGUGCGCAUCGAAUAUGCUGACAGCAAGUUCCGGCUAGACUCAAACUGCCUCUCCAGGCCUCGCAUUCUGACCUUCCCGGACGUGGUCAGCCUGAUCCAGCAUUACGUUCUUUCCUGCACCGUGGAGAGCAAAACGGACGCGCCUUACCCGCCUCCCCUGCCUUUGCCUCCUAUGCAGAAGGAGGUCUCGGCCGUGCACCUGAAACUCAUCCAGCCUCUCAAGCGCAGGGACAGCCCUCCUAGCCUCCAGCACUUCUGCAGGCUACGGAUCAACCGGUCGACUGCCAAGACAGACCAGUUGCCUCUACCAAAGAGAAUGAAUGACUAUUUGAAACAGUACCCUUUCCAGCUUUGAGGGCGCUGCUGGUUUGCCUCAAGACAGACUAUAGAAGCAAUUUUUUUAAAAAACAACAAAAACUAUAGACAUAAAAUAAAAAUUAAAAACCUGAUGGGACAGUGAUGGGGCUUUGUCCCACUGACAUGGUGUGGUAUUAUUUUAAGUGGGCACAGUAAGUUAAUGGCCAGCAGAAGAGAUGGCGUCCAUUAUACCCUCCCCGUAUUUUCUCCCCAGCUAUCCUAAUUCCAUUCCUGUGCCAAAGAGGAGGUGCUGGAAUUGUGGCCAUUCCAGUGCCCAAACCUCAGAGCUUCUCUUUAUUUUCUGACUUUGUCUUUGAGGAAAACACACUUGGCAUGUGCACACUACUUGAAUUUCAGAGUCACCAACACACCGGGAAUGUCGAAGCAUUGUUACUGUCGUUAUUUAUAUCCAUGGUAGCUUUUAUUCUUUUUCACUACUACUAAUUAUAAUAUAGAUUAUUACUAUUACUAUUAUUACUAUGUUUGCUUCUUUUUCAAACAAACCUGUAGCUAUCCAUAGUAACCCUUGGGGGACUUUGAAUAUCAACCAGUUAAGUUGUCUUGCUGUAGCCUUCUCCUUAAUCUAUGAUAGUGCAUUCGUACCCAGAUGCCAUUGGAAGCCCGUGAAAGUUGACCCUAGUCAGCUGUCAACAUCUAGACUUCAGGUCCCAUCAUCGUAGCACACAGAAUACUUCCUUCCCUCCCAAACAAGCCUAUUGGGCUCAGACAAAUGAGCGUAUUUUUGACUCUUUCUAUCUUCCCCUCUUGAAGAGGACACACCCAUUCUGAAGUAGCCAAUUAUAUACUAAUGAUUUGCUUUUUUAAAAAAUAACACAGUGAAGGCUCCUGAGUACCUUCUGCAUGGGGCUGAAGCAUUUGUCUUGGUGGGGUGAUCCCAUCUUCAGUACUCAGACAUAGCAAACUUCUAUACAUGUAUUUAUAUAUUUAUUCCUUCCUUCCUUCCUUUCUUUGGGGGAAGGAGCCCAGCAGAAAACAGGGCACCUUUCUUCCACCAUCCCAAUAACACCGUCAACUGGUUGGUUCUUAAGUUUUUAUGUCACUGCUUUGUUUAGUACCAUGUGGCUUCAGAAAGAGCUGGAUUCUGUUAUUAUUCACUACCUCAUUGGCUAGGGGUAGCUUGACUUGUAGGCUGAAGCAGAUACGUAGUUGCUUUUUGAAUAACAGUGAAAUCAAAAAAACUAAACUUUAAUGUACCUUUUUUUUUUUUUUGCUUCCCUAAAGUUUGCCUGUGGACACUUAAUACACUUUUAUUCUGAUCCUUGUAUAUGGGGAAGGGAGAGGGAGAAAGAAGCAAUCAAGUGUACCAUAUCCAGGCAACUCUAGCACACUUUAUAUUUCUUAAGUUGCUGGUGGUGCCCAAGACCCCAGAAUUUGCUGCGCCUGGGCCAAGAUAACAAGCUUGGCAUUCAUUCUGCCUUCCUCAGCCUUGUGACCUGAUCACUGGGGGCAGAGGAUUUGUACAUUCAAACUAGAAUGGUUGGUCUCCCAUUAUAUAUCUAAAUCCUCAGAACAAUGAUGGAUACACUUUCCCCAUAAGCCUAGAGCUGAGCUGGAGACGAGAGAUUUCUGCUAUGUUAAGAGACUGAGAUUCAGGUAGGGCUAAGGCCCCUUUGCAUCAGAGAUGGGGAACCUGGAGCCCUCCAUGUAUUGCUGAACCACAGCUCCCAUAAUCCUUGACUGAUGGGGCUGGUAUCCAACAACACAUUGGAGAGCCACAAUUUCCCUGUCCCCACCUUAAAACAGGCUUGACCAACCAAAAGCUUUCCAAAGGGUUUUGGACUACAUCCACUGUCAGCCAACAGCCAUGCUAGCUGCAGCUGAUGUACGCUAUGGUCCAAAAUGGCUGAAGGGCACCGAAGUUCUACAGAGUAAUUUGAAAGAUAUAUCAAACCUUCUGCUCCCAUUGCCAAUCCAAAUGACCUGGGACAUUUAGCUAAUGUCUGUUUCUUUUUGUGUCCCCCUAACCCCUCUGCCUGGAUUUCUUUUGUAUUUCUGGUUUUAUUUUGGAUACUUUGAUGACUGACAGAGAAUGUGUGCCUGUGUGAUGUCUGGUUUGUUGCUCACUGAGCUCUCCCCUGUUCCUGUUCACUGUGACAGACUGAGCAAGGGCAAAUGAAUGAGAACAGAGAAUAUAUUUAAAAACAACAACAAAAUACAAUAAAUGAUAUUUUUAAAUAUAAACAAAACACUGCAAUGUUUUAUUUCUAGCCUGUUGCAGAAGCCUUUUAAGCAUGUUUCACUUUGCUCUACUGAAAGUACUGUAGUUACUUCAGGAAACUCACCUGCUAAUAUUGCAGUCCUAAAUCCUGGCACCAGUGUGUCAGUUUGCUACAGUACAGGGAUGGGGAACCAGUGACUGUCUAGGCUUGGCUGGACUGCAACUCCCAUAAUCCCUGACCAUUGGCCAUGCAGGCUGAGGCUGAUGGGAGCUGGAGGGCCACAAAUUCCCCAUCUCUGCUGUAUAAUUGUCUAUUGUGACAUUGCAAGGUAUUAGUCAAGGUAUAAAGCUAAGGUGCCAGUAUAAACCUAAGGUCACUUUUCAUUGAAGAAGGUAUUGCAUCUGUUGUGUAAAGGUUGGAAGCAGAGGAAUGGUGGAACCAGCUGGGGAACCAUCAAGGGAAGAAGGCUCAGAACCCAGGGAGUGGUGGUGGGAUGACAGGGGUCAGAGGAAGUAACAGGGCUUAGCGAGGUGGGAGAGGUUGUGGUGGAGAGAAGUCCAGAAUCAGAGGCAGAAGCUGAAGCAGGUGAGUGGGAGGAGGGAGGCCAAGAGGCAGAAAUGAAUCAAGCUGGUGAAGAGUCACGAGUCUUGCCCCCUCCUGCUGCAACAAGCUCCCCUCCCACAUUGUCUCCCAGAACGAGAAGAGGCAUGAAAAGGACAGAGGAGACGUUAGCUACGCGAAGGCACAGUCUCUGAUUUCUUGGGAAAAGCCCUAAGGAGGCAGGGUCUUUCAGUCUUGGCAACUGAUUUUCAUGCAGGAAGACCACCGGAAACGAACUGCUCUGCUCAUUAGGCC
Podarcis lilfordi (Lilford's wall lizard) is the source of this 12153-nucleotide messenger RNA. Lineage: Eukaryota; Metazoa; Chordata; Lepidosauria; Squamata; Lacertidae. The record is from the annotation of a GenBank genome assembly.